Paralichthys olivaceus (Japanese flounder) is the source of this 457-nucleotide messenger RNA. The record is from RefSeq and is a predicted model, not a curated record. NCBI's taxonomy places the organism in Eukaryota, Metazoa, Chordata, Actinopteri, Pleuronectiformes, Paralichthyidae.
UGAGGCGUUUUGUCAAGUACACAGGUUACGGCAACGCAGCGGGCCUGCUGGCCACCAGGGGUCUGCUGGGUGGCCAGGGGUCCAGAAUGUCCAACUCUGCCGGCCGCUAUUCCAGCGACUCUGACUCUGACACCGAGGAGUACCGGCAGGUCAAAGAUCGCAUCAACCCUGUGACAGGCCGGGUGGAGGUGGAGCAGUCCAACCCCAUGGCGGGCAUGACGGAGGAGGAGAAGGAGGAGGAGGCCAAGACGCUGAUCAUGCUCUUCAACAAGCUGUCCAGAAGUAACAUCAUCCAGACUAUGGGAGUGGACUCGGAGGGGAAGCUGGUCCCACUGUCGAGCCUGAGGGAGAAUUCGAUCACUGAGGAGAUGAGGUCUGAGUCAGAGAAUGACGGAGAGGCAGAGGAAGGAGAGAAGAACUGAAACAUGUCAAAUUCACUCAUUCAAAUUAUUCUGGG